This is a messenger RNA of Myotis daubentonii (Daubenton's bat), 4447 nucleotides long. It is a transcript of the gene MTMR6, whose product is annotated as myotubularin related protein 6. Gene Ontology annotation, biological process: phosphatidylinositol dephosphorylation. The record is from RefSeq and is a predicted model, not a curated record. Lineage: Eukaryota; Metazoa; Chordata; Mammalia; Chiroptera; Vespertilionidae. Gene Ontology annotation, cellular component: nuclear envelope; cytoplasm. Gene Ontology annotation, molecular function: phosphatidylinositol-3-phosphate phosphatase activity; phosphatidylinositol-3,5-bisphosphate phosphatase activity.
ACUGCGCCUGCGCGGCGGGCUCGGCGGGGGCGGGCUGCGGGCCUCGGCGCUCCCCAGCGGAACUGGUUCCUGCUGGGUCUGGGUCGCCGCCGCCCAGGUUCUCUCGCUCAUGGUGCGCCUGUGAGGCGGUCCGCAGGCCGACGUGUCCUCGGCAUGGAGCACAUCCGUACGACCAAGGUUGAGCAAGUGAAAUUACUUGACCGAUUCAGUACCAACAACAAGUCAUUAACAGGAACACUAUAUCUUACGGCCACACAUCUAUUAUUUAUAGACUCUCAGCAGAAAGAAACCUGGAUAUUGCAUCAUCAUAUUGGCUCAGUGGAGAAAUUGGCUUUGACGACUUCUGGAUGCCCACUUGUGAUUCAGUGCAAGAACUUCAGGAUUGUGCAUUUCAUUGUUCCCAGAGAAAGAGAUUGCCAUGAUAUUUACAACUCUUUGCUACAACUGUCAAAACAAGCAAAAUACGAAGAUCUCUAUGCGUUCUCUUAUAACCCCAAACAAAAUGAUUCUGAACGACUGCGAGGUUGGCAGCUUAUUGACCUUGCUGAGGAAUAUAAGAGAAUGGGCGUGCCGAAUUCAAACUGGCAGUUGUCUGAUGCCAACCGAGAAUACAAGAUUUGUGAAACUUAUCCUAGAGAACUUUAUGUUCCCCGAAUAGCAAGCAAACCAAUAAUUGUUGGUAGUUCUAAGUUCCGGAGCAAGGGAAGAUUUCCAGUUCUUUCCUACUAUCAUCAAAAUAAGGAGGCUGCCAUUUGUCGAUGCAGUCAACCACUGUCAGGAUUCAGUGCCAGGUGUCUGGAAGAUGAACAUUUGCUUCAAGCCAUUAGUAAAGCCAAUCCAGCCAAUCGCUAUAUGUAUGUCGUGGAUACCAGACCUAAACAUCGCAUGCAGAGCUGGUGGGCUACACAAAAGGACAUUGGCAGAAUUAUAGUGAGGAUUUCUUCAGAAAUCUGGAAUGAUGAAAAAAUAAGAGAAAGCGAUGAGAAAAAGCGACUGAAUGCAAUAGCCAACAGAGCAGCUGGAAAAGGUUAUGAAAAUGAAGACAACUAUUCUAAUAUUAGAUUUCAGUUUGUUGGAAUUGAAAAUAUUCAUGUCAUGCGGUCCAGCCUUCAGAAGUUAUUGGAAGUUAAUGGUACCAAAGGGCUUUCUGUCAAUGAUUUCUACUCUGGUUUGGAGAGCUCAGGAUGGCUUCGUCAUAUCAAAGCUGUCAUGGACGCUGCAAUCUUCUUAGCCAAAGCAAUAAUGGUGGAAAAUGCAAGUGUGUUGGUUCAUUGUUCUGAUGGCUGGGAUAGAACUUCCCAGGUUUGUUCCCUUGGCUCUCUUUUAUUGGAUUCCUACUACAGAACAGUCAAAGGAUUCAUGGUUUUAAUAGAAAAGGAUUGGAUCUCCUUUGGACAUAAAUUUUCAGAGAGGUGUGGCCAUUUGGAUGGAGACCCAAAGGAAGUUUCACCAGUGUUUACUCAGUUCUUGGAAUGUGUGUGGCAUUUGACUGAACAGUUUCCACAAGACUUUGAAUUCAAUGAAGCGUUUCUUCUUCAGAUUCAUGAACAUAUUCAUUCAUGCCAAUUUGGAAACUUCCUUGGAAAUUGUCAGAAGGAAAGAGAAGAACUCAAGUUAAAAGAGAAGACUUACUCCCUGUGGCCAUUUCUUCUGGAUGACCAAAAGAAGUACUUAAAUCCACUGUACAGUUCCAAUUCUCAGAAAUUUGCUGUUUUGGAGCCAAAUACAGCAUCUUUCAAUUUUAAGUUUUGGAGAAACAUGUACCACCAAUUUGAUCGAACAUUGCAUCCCAGGGAGUCAGUGUAUAACAUAAUUAUGAAUAUGAAUGAGCAAAAUAAACAAUUAGAGAAAGACAUUCAAGACUUAGAAUCUAAAAUUAAUAAACGCAAAAAUGAGCAAAUAGAUGGAGUUCUCACCAAGGAAUUGUUACAUCCAGUUCAUCCUGAGUCACCUAUCAUCAAAACCUCCCUUUGUUUUAAGGAGCAGACUCUGUUACCUGUGAAUGAUACUCUUCGAACUAUAGAGGGCAGCAACCCAGCGGAUAAUCGUUACAGUGAAUACGCUGAGGAGUUUUCCAAAUCCGAACCUGCUGUGGUCAGCUUAGAGUAUGGUGUGGCAAGAAUGACUUGUUAGACUCCUAGAGUAUUUUCUGGACUGACUGUAAUGCAAGAAAUGGAUCGUUGUAAGGAUGAUCUGUGUGCAUAAUGAAAAGGAAUUUGUCUAAUAAAGAUCUUAGAGUUUAAUAGUAGGUUAAUCAUUUAAGGAAGGAAAAUAACUGCUCUUGUGAGAGGAGUUAGUGUAACUGCAUUUCUAGUAAGGAAUGACUUUCAGUUCUUUAAGAAACAAGUGAUAUUGACAUUUAUUCAAAACAAUCUGCAUUGUAUACUAGCAAAUUGACAUUUCUGUAUGAUUUAUAUGAUAAUUAGAGUCAAACGUAAGUAGCUUUACUUAACUAUAAUUUAAUUACCAGUAAAUAGAACUUGACAAGGCAGUCCCUUAAUAAAUGACAUGGCAUGUUCUUUCCAUUAUGCAACCAUGUAACUGAAUUUUUACAUAUUUUACCUAUAGUGAUGUUUAAUGUUGUGCCAUGAAAAAUAUUUCUAAGAAAGCCUUAAAAUCUCAGUUUAUUCUUUACUCUUAGGUUUUAUAGCCGAGAGCAGAAUUUUGUGUUUGGUUUUCUUUUUGCCAGCCUUGUUUUAUCUGUGAAGUCUGUACUCAUUACUGCAGGCCUUGCAUGCUACACUACUCCUAUAUAGAAAGUUGCACAGGCACACUGUUAAGUUCAUGUGUAGCUUAUCCCACUUCCAUAGUCAAAAUGAAACCACAGUUUUUAUUCCAUUUACAAUUUGCUUAGUACUACCUUUGAUGACUUAUUAUUUACAACAUAGGUUAUUGAUUUUUUAAAAUAUGUUUUAAGCACAUUUGACUAUCUUUCAUUAUAUGGGUUACUGUAUUCUAUUGAUUCUUAUUUUGUGGUUGGCUUUAUUCUUUUGAUAACUGUAAUUUUAAAAAUACAAAGUUCUAAAGCUGUUUUUAGAGCAAUGAAUAAUACGUACGUAUUUUAAAAUUGUUUUUAUCUCUAAAUGAGUUAUUGCUCUUCUUAGAAUAUUUUACUUUCAGUUUAUCUAAACAUUUUGGGAUAAAAAUCAAAAGGGGAAUACAGAUAGUUAUAUUUUGCUUGGUUAUAUGAAUCUUAAAGCAGUCAUUUCUAUAUGGAAUACUAUUUUCUGUUAAUAUAUAAGUAAAAAGAGGAAAAUGAAAGGUAGCCUAAUACAAAGUUAAUAUUUAACAAAAAGAACUUAACUGCUGGGAAGAGUUUCAUUUUGCCAUGUUUUGAAAAAAAAGCACUGGUAGUUGAUGGUUAGGCAACCCACAUUCACACAGGGCCUGGAUGCCUGAGGUAGGACUGCUGGAGCCAGCUGGCUUCAUAAUAGAAAAUGUAAGUAACAUGGUGGCACGAGCUAUAAUUCAAGGGUAUAAAGAACUCUGCAAAGGGCCCUUCAUGCUUCUCUUUAUUAUACCUAUAUCUAUUAUUAGUUUUGAGCAUAAAUAUCUUUUUCAAGUGGAACAAAAGCUUUAUUGUAUGAGAACUUAUCAAAUCCCAUUUAUUUUUCCAAUGCUUUUCUGUAACAAACUAUGUAAUUAAAAUACCCCUUUAUAAGCAGUAACAGAAAUACACUGUAUAUAAAAUAUAAUUUGUGAUAUUUAAGCACUGGGACAGGAAACUUAAUCUUUGUGACCACAAAGGGAAAGCUUUCGUGCCUUGUUAUUUGGUUCCAAUACUGAUUGUGGUUUUAGACUCUUCCAUAGAAGACAUUCUAUAGUCAGCUCUUUGGUUUAUUAUCUUACAGUCUUCAACUUGAGGCAGAUAUAUGUAUGUUUAUGUGUUCUCACAUGGACUGAAAAAUCAGUUAACAUUCUAUAUAGGGUAUAUAUUGGCAAAAGGCAGAUUGUGUAUGUCUUAUAAAGUUGGAUUUAUGUUCAAUGUGUUUGGGAAUGUAUAGCAUGUAAAUUAUUUCAUAUAUUAUUUAAAGGUAAUUAAAUGUUCAGGUUUUACUUUAAAUGUUUUGCUUUGGGGGAAAAAAAACAUGGGAUCAAGUUGUAGUUGUUUGUUUUCCCUCUCCUUGGCAAAUGGACCUGCAUCUUACGCUAAUCAUAACAGUAUCAGGUUUGAGCACUUCAUUUUCCAAAAGACAGAUGUUGACAGUGGGCUAAAAGUUCCAGGAGAUAUAGCUGGUAACAUCAUUAAAUUUUCCUUUUGUGGUCUUGUCACUUCCUGUUGUUAUAAUCAGGAUUUUAUCUUGCCCUUACCAACUUGUUAAUGGAAGGCAGUGUCCAAUGAGUAUGCACAUUCAAGGUGAAGCGUCUCUUCAAAGGCAGAUCUGGAUGUAAACAUGAGGAAGAAAAUGAUUGGCAGAGAAGAAUAUUCAUUUUAUUUGUGGGUGUU